Messenger RNA from Saprolegnia parasitica CBS 223.65, 825 nucleotides. RefSeq lists its product as hypothetical. The transcript has 5 exons. The record is from RefSeq and is a predicted model, not a curated record. Bases 36 to 773 code for a protein of 245 amino acids. Gene Ontology annotation, molecular function: carbonate dehydratase activity; zinc ion binding. NCBI's taxonomy places the organism in Eukaryota, Oomycota, Saprolegniomycetes, Saprolegniales, Saprolegniaceae.
UUUCGGGCGCCGCUUUUAGAACCGGCCAGAGCGCAAUGGGCGGCAAGCUCUCCAAGAAGAAGCCGUCGCCGCAUACGAUCCGGGUGAGUCCAAAGAAGCAGGCGCCGCCCGUGGCCCCGCCUGGGAUCGUGGACCCGCCGCCGCCCAAGCACGGCAACGGGUGCAACAUGCCAUUUGGCGCCGACCAAGGACCGAUUGCGAUCGGACGCGUGCAAGCCGAACCCAAUGCGAAGAAAGCAGAGGUCGUCUUCGGCACCGCGGACGCAAGAGGCUCCCACGACGAGUGCAACAUCUUUUUUGCUUGGAACGGAGGUGCGGCCGCGGCCUUGACCUUGCGUGGCGUCAAAUACAAGCCGGUGCAGUUCCAUUUUCAUACACCAAGCGAACACACGAUCGAGGGCACGCAGUUUCCACUCGAGCUGCAUGUGGUGCAUGUGGCGCCCAACGACCGCUGGGCCGUCGUCAGCUACGUCUACCAGUACGGCGAGACGGAAGACGCCUUCUUAAAACAGGUCUGGCCGAGUCUGCCGCAGCUCUCGACCAUUCAACCGGCGGUGGCGGUCGGGUCUAUUGACGGGCGCGUCCUCAUGGAGCCGAAAGAAGGCUACUACCGGUACACGGGGGCUUCGGGCGACGGCGUCGAGUGGGUCGUCGCCCAGCGACCGCGAAUAGCGACGCCGGGACAAGUCGCGUCGCUUUUCGGCGCGCUGCGUGCGUCGAAUGCUCGGCCGACGCAGCCGGUCACAGGUCGAGCGGUCACCUUGCUCUGCUAGCUACCUGCCUGUGACACCCCUUCUCAUUAUCUAUGGAGCACGACAAGUAAAC